AUGUUCGGGCGUCAGCGGCUCCUGCUGUGGGCGUAUGCUCAUUCGCCGUCUAACGGAAAGCACGCGCGCGGACGUUCCGAGUCCCAGCUCUGUCCGUCCAGUUCUCCAGAGGUUCGGGCUAUCCGUAGUCGGUUUUUGGGUUGCUCACGAAGUGCGCACAGCUGGCUAUCAACGAAACUAGUUAGGCAGCGGCAGCGGUGGCGUCCAGGCCUCACUGAACUUUCAGCCUCGUCGACCGCGGAUGCAAGCGAUAACUCCAGACGACCUCGUGGAUCCGGACGCCUGAUACGUAGACUAGCACUCAUAUCAGAUGUGCAUAUCUUCGAUCCUGAGGGUAUCGGACAGGAAUCGGUCACGAACUUUAUGAACUUACGCUUACUGGGCCUGCUGAACAUUUGGCUGCUGCGUGGACCUGAGCGCUUCUCCGAGCGCAUUCUGCGCGCAGCACUGCGGGAUAUGCAAGAACAUAUGCAUGUAGACCAUUUAAUCCUAGCGGGCGAUAUCACGAAUCUCUCGCUGGAGUGUGAGUUCUCUCGCGCUGCCGGCGCUUUUGCGCACUUCGCCGCUAACGAUCCGCAGCGAAUAACUGCAGUGCCGGGAAAUCACGACCUCUACAACAAUUUCGAGGCACUGCGACGCCCGACACUCUUCUCGAAAUACUUUGGGCAGUAUGCGCGGAGCGAUGUUCCCCGACCAUCGUACGCGUGGAAUCUGGUAAACGGGAUGAGCGGUCGUUCACAAGGCCUUCUGCGGCGGCUCUAUGGCGAGCGCAAGAUGAUGAAACAACGCGCUCGCUUGGCGAGGCUCGGAGAGCCACUGUGGGACGGCGGACGCCUGUCUACGGCGGUCCUGGAGGAACCCACGGAUGUAGAUGUUCCUCAGCAAACGACCAGGUUUACGCCAAGUGAUACAACACCAUCGUCUACGACUGAGCAAAAUGCAGAUAACAAGGGGGGCGAGUUCCCAUUCAUCCAGCUUCGAGGCGAUGUUCUUUUCAUUGGGUUGAACACCGCGCUUCCGGGUACUGCACAAGGUGAAGUAGGUGCGUCACAAUGGAAGCUGUUGCGCACCAUGAUGGAUUCACCUCUAGGCAGAAAGCUGCGUGACCGGGCACAACUACGGGUGAUGGUUCUGCACCAUCCGGCACAGGACCCAGAUGUUCGUGGGUUGCCCCUCAUUCGUGACAUCGGUCAUGAUUUGAAGGAUUGGGCGGAAAUCCCGCCAAUAGCGAAAGCGUACAAUAUUGAUCUCGUGGUCCAUGGUCAUAACCACGUGCCGUACAUCGGAUGGCUGAAGGAUGCACCGAACACCCUCGUGCUGGAGGGCGGCUCUGGCACCCUCAUUGACCUGAAGCAUCCCGAACGCAUGGCUCGUUACACGGUUUUCGAGCUGGACGAGACGGGACGCAUCGCACGAAUUGUGGCGCGGGUCUGGAACCACGCCUACUAUGAUAGCAUAUGCAGUCUGCUGGGUCGCCCUGAGCCGCUACCAUGCGAUGUUUUCCGCACCGUGGAGAUCGCGAUCCCGAGUCACUGGAACCUCGAACGCUGGGACACGUCGCGACCACAGCCUCGAAAACGCACCCUAUUCCGCGGCUUGCCGCUCUAG
Cyanidioschyzon merolae strain 10D is the source of this 1608-nucleotide messenger RNA. RefSeq lists its product as hypothetical. The record is from RefSeq and is a predicted model, not a curated record. Bases 1 to 1608 code for a protein of 535 amino acids. Lineage: Eukaryota; Rhodophyta; Bangiophyceae; Cyanidiales; Cyanidiaceae. Gene Ontology annotation, molecular function: hydrolase activity. The transcript has a single exon.